AUGGCCUUCAGGAAGCCGCAUCCUCGUCCCAUCGUCACUGCCCGAAGCCAUGGCCGACCAGAUGACGGCCCCGACGCAAGCUAUGGCGAGCGGCGCGACGAAUGGAGCAACUCCUCCGCGGAGGCGGCAUCGGCUGCGCCCUCAAAUUCAGCGGCAAAAAUGCCGGAUCUACCGGAUUACCUAAUACCAAGACUAAAGAUGCGAUUCAAAGAUGUAGAGAAAGCAAGGGAAUUUUAUAACAGAUACGCCAGACACGCUGGUUUUGGAAUCAGGAAGACAGGGGGAAAUGACAACCACAAGUAUUUUGUUUGCGCCUUCCAAGGGAUACACACAUCUUCUGUUUCAGAGGCCAACAGGAAGCGAAACAAAACAUCGCAGAGGACGGGCUGCAAUGCAAGAAUGAGGGUGAAGGUGCAGGAGGAUGACACAUGCGUGGCAGUGGACAUUGAGUACAAUCAUAAUCACCAGCUCAUGCAAACUGAUGACAUGCUGGUAUUUUUGCACUCACACAAGAAUUAUGACCCCACUAUUUUGGAGUACGUAAAGCUCCUGCAGCACCAUGAUGUCAAGCACACAACAAUCAUGUCCAUGCUAUCUGAAAAUGAAGAUGGAAGCUACUUCCUAAGCAUGACUGGACGAGGCCUACUAAACCAGAAAGCCAUGAAUGCAAGGAAAGAUGAUUUGGAUGAUGUAUUGAAACUUGUUUCAUUCUUCAAAGACAUGAAGUCAACGACAUUUGUUGUUGCCCUGAUAAGAGACGAAGAUGCAAAGUCAUUCAAGUGGCUGUUCGAUACAUUUGUACGGUGCAUGAACAACAAGCACCCAACUUGCAUUCUAAGAGAUCAAUGCCCAUCGAUGGCGAAAGCUAUACCACAAUCAUUUCCAAACACCGUCCACAAGCUAUGUCGUUGGCACAUCAUGAAGAAGUACAUGGAAUACCUCGCGUUGCUGUACAAAAAGUAUAAAACAUUCAAAGAGGAGUUCACAGCUAUAUUAAACUGGCCGCUGAUGCCAACGGAGUUUGAAGAUGCCUGGACUCAACUCAUGCACAACUACAACCUAGAGAAUGACCAGAUGAUGAUGCAGCUCUGGAGUGAUAGGAAGAUGUGGAUUUCAGCAUAUUACAAGAAUAUUUUCUGUGCUAGAAUGACUUCCACACAACGAAGCGACAGCAUGAACCACGUGCUAAAGAAAGGGUUUGUCAAGGGGACCCAGAACCUACACAAGUUUGCUAGGCGGGUCAAUGCUUGCAUACAAACUCGGAUGCAGAAGGAGAACGAGCAAACAAUGACCAGCAUGACCAAUCUUGUGACAAAAACAACUUACGGCUACGAGGAAGACAUGUCUAUCAAGUACACGAGAGCCGUGUACACCGAGAUGAGGAAUAGGAUGAGAAAGGCCACGCUAUUUCGUGCAAAGCAUACAGCAGAGCCCACUAAGUACCUUGUGUACUACCACAACAAGCCUGGCCAUGAUGAUGAAGAAAGAUUUUCCUAG
Messenger RNA from Aegilops tauschii subsp. strangulata, 1497 nucleotides. RefSeq names its product protein FAR1-RELATED SEQUENCE 5-like. The record is from RefSeq and is a predicted model, not a curated record. NCBI's taxonomy places the organism in Eukaryota, Viridiplantae, Streptophyta, Magnoliopsida, Poales, Poaceae. Gene Ontology annotation, biological process: regulation of DNA-templated transcription.